Molecule: messenger RNA, 909 nt
Organism: Aplosporella prunicola CBS 121167
Lineage: Eukaryota; Fungi; Ascomycota; Dothideomycetes; Botryosphaeriales; Aplosporellaceae
Exons: 2
Coding region: 1-909 (302 amino acids)
Source: RefSeq, a predicted model, not a curated record
AUGGACGCCCUCCGCUCCGCCAUCCAGCCCAUCACGCACAACCUGCCGACGCCCAUCUUCGAGGCGGGCACAUCGCUGCUUGGCGCCAAAUGCUACAAGACGCUGAUCCUGGACGUGGACUUCCUCAGCUCGCCAGAGUGCCUCAAACUCGCCAUCAGCAAAGGGCUCGGGAUCGGGAUCAUCGGGGCGUCGUCGAUUGUCAAAGUGCCGCAGCUGAUCAAGCUGGUGAACUCGCGGUCGGCGGCGGGCAUCAGCUUCCUGUCGUAUGUGCUGGAGACGUCGUCGUACCUGAUCUCGCUGGCCUACAACGUGCGCCAGGGCUUCCCGUUCAGCACGUUUGGCGAGACGGCCCUCAUCGCCGUGCAGAACGUCGCCAUCGCUGCCCUCGUCCUGCAUUUCUCGGGCAAGAGCGCCGGCGCCGCCGUCUGGGUUGCCGGCCUGGCCGCCGCCGGCUACGCCCUCUUUAACCACGACCUCGUCGACGCGAAGACGCUGUCGCUGCUGCAGGCGGGCGCGGGCCUGCUGGGCGUCGGCGCGAAAUUGCCCCAGAUCAUCGCUGUGUGGCAGCAGGGCGGGACGGGCCAGCUGAGCGCUUUCGCCGUCUUCAACUACCUCCUCGGCUCGCUCUCGCGCAUCUUCACCACGCUGCAAGAAGUCCCCGACGCGCUGAUCCUCUACGGCUUCGUGGCGGGUUUCGCGCUCAACCUCGUCCUCGCCAUCCAAAUGCUCUACUACUGGAACAGCCCGGCCAGCAAGUCCGCCGCGCCCGGCAAGAAGAACAAGAAGGCCAAUAAGGUCGCGGCGGCCUUUUCGGGAAACAACGGCAAGGCUGACGCGGGCAAGGCGUCCGCCCGCUCCUCGGCUACGCCGGCGAAGGGCAAGAGCCCCAGCACUCGCCGCCGUGGUUAG